Mesocestoides corti is the source of this 489-nucleotide messenger RNA. The record is from the annotation of a GenBank genome assembly. NCBI's taxonomy places the organism in Eukaryota, Metazoa, Platyhelminthes, Cestoda, Cyclophyllidea, Mesocestoididae.
AUGUCUUCUACUAAGAGAAAGACUCUUUUAACCGUAAAGACUGAUACUGAUACGUUUGUACUUCAUGACUUUCUUGCUGCUUUGUCAGAAUUCGGACACAUUGAUCCAUAUCUCGACUUUCCAAGAGAAAGAAAUGUUUUUAAUGCACCAAAAAAGGUGACUGUUGCCGUGGUUACCCCCCGUGAGAAGUCAUAUGUGUAUGACGCUGUCUUUUCAAAGGAAAGUGGAUUUAACCCAAAGCAGCGUAGAGAUGAUAGGCGACAUGACAAGAUGAUCGGACUUAGUGUAUGUCGGGAGGUCAGUCAUUUACCGUUUCAGGAGGACGCUAAACCUGUUCCUUCAAAAAUGUCCUCAAACAUCGGUCAUUAUCUGGAUAGGCGAUGUGAUCCACUUAAUCGUUCUCACACACGCAUUCACUUUGUGGGGACCGAAUUUUUUCGACGCAACGGUGUCGACUUCAAGAACCUCAUGGAAGACCAAAAGCACUGA